Molecule: messenger RNA, 2305 nt
Organism: Trichoderma atroviride IMI 206040
Lineage: Eukaryota; Fungi; Ascomycota; Sordariomycetes; Hypocreales; Hypocreaceae
Biological process (GO): positive regulation of transcription from RNA polymerase II promoter by galactose; DNA-templated transcription
Cellular component (GO): nucleus
Molecular function (GO): RNA polymerase II cis-regulatory region sequence-specific DNA binding; zinc ion binding; DNA-binding transcription factor activity, RNA polymerase II-specific
Source: RefSeq, a predicted model, not a curated record
AUGUACGGAGACAAUUCCGCGCUGCAGGCCGGAGGCGAUUCGCCUGGAAACGCCAAUGCGGGUGCGAGUAAGAGGAAGUCGAUUGAGGAUGGGGCUGCAAUCGCGAAGCAGACGCGGAGCAAGAGGAAUCGGUACAUCUCUAUUGCAUGUAAUGAGUGUAAAAGGCGCAAGAUCAAAUGCAACGGCGAAACGCCAUGUCAACGAUGCGGCAACCUCAACCUUGCCUGUCUCUAUGCUCCCAAUUGCUGUACCAACAACUUUAAAGACUCCGACGAAUUCAAGAUGAUCGCAGCGCAGCUAAGUCGCCUCCAGGAGGAGGUCAAUUGGCUCAAUCAGUCCAUGAGAAACAUGCAGAGCGAGCCGCGACUCGCGCCACCAACUUCGGACCGCAUCAUGCCUACUGGCGGCUCAGUUAUUGCGCCGUCUCCAUCACAAAGCUCAACAUCUGGUCAUCGGCCAGACUAUCUUGGGAAGCAAAUGCCAUUUCAAGGUCCGACCAGCACGGCAUUCACCUUGGAUGUUGCCAGGGAGACGAUCAGUAACAUGGGGUGGAAGGCUACCGAGGAAGGAGACGACAUUGAGCCGCUACCGAGCAGCAAUAUGGUCACUACAAUAUCGACCCAGAUGGCUGACCCGCUCUUGGAAUUUGAUAAAGACGAGAUGGUGCGCCUCUGUAGAGUGCACGAAGACGAAAUCGGCAUCAUGUAUCCCGUCAUCAAUAUCCAAACCGUCAUUGCCCAUGCCAAAAACGUCUCGCUAUAUCUAAGGAAUCCACGACCAAUGGAGCUCUUGAAUGAUCUUGAAACCUUGCAGUUGAAAAUCAUCAUAUGCUGUGCUCUUGUCGUAGAAGGACAUGGCCAUUCCGAAAAGGCAUCACGCUUGUAUGAGAGCAUGGAGAAUAUCAUUAAUCGAAAGCUCAUGUCAGACGGCCUUGAUGUCUGUGACCUUCCCCUCUUAGCACUUGUAGCUGGCUACCGAUUCUUGUCUAAUGAGGAGGUGCUCGCAUGGCGUGUCAUGGGCCAGGUGGUGCGGCUCUGUGUCGAGCUUGGUAUUCACCAGAAGAGGGGUUUGAUGACGAUACAGAAUGAGGCCGAGAGAAAGAAUGCGCUUAAUAGUUUUUGGUCGGCUUACGUUCUCGACCGCCGCUGGGCGUUUGGCACGGGUCUACCGUACGCUAUUCAAGAUGACGAGAUUGACCCAACCCUGCCCAUGCCAGAGGAAUAUCCUUACCUUGUGGCCAUGAUUACAUAUUCUCGAAUAGGCGCCAAAGUGUGGCGUCAAGUAAACCACUUUGGACCCGUCCUUGCGCACGAACUGGGCCAGGAGGAAAUCGAAAGACUCGACCAAGAGAUUCUACGGUGGUAUGAGACUGUACCAGAAGAGAUUAGAGUGCGAAGCUGGGACAAGGAAACCCAGAUAACAUCAACACCAUCAUAUAACCUCCAACGGCUAAGGAUAUGGACAUAUCUACGGUUCAAUCAGAUACGCACAUGGCUAUAUACCCCUGUUCUGCACAGCGCAACCAGUAUCAUGGCGCAUCCGUUGGAAGCUCAGCGCGUUGUCGACUUGGCCAAAGACACAAUUCAGUACCUCCACCACCUUAACAGCACCACUAAUUUAUAUCGAAGGGCGCAAGUCUUUUAUCACCAAUUCCUUUCGGCAGCAAUAGCGGUUGUCUUUCUCGCAUCGGUACAUGCACCUGUGCGUUUCAGCGCCGUCUGUCGAGAAGAGUUCUACAUGGCCCUUGAUCUGGUCAAAGAUCUGUCCGUCAAGAGCUGGGUCUCUCAGCGACUAUGGCGAACUAUUAAAUCACUCAAAGACGUGGCUCCCCGAUUUGGCCUGAAUCCAGACGAGGAUCCCCAUUCGAGCGCCGCGCUGGGCAUGAUUGGCCUUGCAAGAGGCCACAUGGACACCAUGCAAACCAGCCAGCCCAUGUUUCAACAUCCACCAAUGCCGCCCAGGCAGAGUGCGGACAAUAUGAUGCCGAAUAAUAAUGGCCAAAAGAUUCAGAGCGAGAUGUCUAGGAUAUUCGAGGGUUAUGUGGGCCUCAACGGUGUUCAGUUUGGAAGCAAUGGAGAAGACCAGCAUGUGCCGCCUCCUCAUGCUUUGACUUCUCCAGAUUCACAAAACACCGUUUUCACAUCUGCCGAUGGGACGGUAUUCCCUCACUUGCGCGAGAUGUUUUGAAGAAAAUACUGAUUAUUCGCAAGUGUAUAUGUAGAAGUCAUGGACGAUAGAUUUCUCCGAAUUUUUCUUGAGUUUAACAAAUAGCUGGAUUUUAAAAUAGAGUAGCCAUUUGCUUUUC